Messenger RNA from Caenorhabditis bovis, 915 nucleotides. The record is from the annotation of a GenBank genome assembly. NCBI's taxonomy places the organism in Eukaryota, Metazoa, Nematoda, Chromadorea, Rhabditida, Rhabditidae.
AUGAUCCCCUUCAUUUUACUAACAUUUAUUGCCAACGCCAAUGGCCAACUACUUGAGAUCUUCGGAUUGUCAACAGGAGAUGCGGGAACAGUUGAAAGACAGCCGUUCCAUGACCUGGCGAGUCAAUCAGUUGGAUUGAUCAAUUACCUUCAAACUGUGCAGAAGAAUCCAAACAAUAAGUUGGAUAAGAAACUCAAAGAAGGGUUACCAAAAGUAAAUUUUAUCGAAGGGCUUCCAGUUCUGCCAGGAGUUGUUGGAAGUCUUCCAGGCGCUGGAUCAUGCCUUCCUCGCGGAUCUCCGCUUAUCAAAGACAAGUCACCAAGCUUCUUCCAAAAUAUGUUGCGUAAUAUCCCAGGCGCACAAGACUAUCUAGCCAGUUUGCUGCCGGCGCCAAAAGUCGACGUGAAAUCAUUAUACGGCAAAUUCCUAUGGGCGCUUGAUACCCCAUCCGUCCAUAAUAGAUUUUGUGCUGUCACUGAAUUUCUUCCACAGGCAGAAUCAGGAAAUAGUUCAGCAUUCAGCCUUCAAGAGAAAUUUCGCGCGGGAAGUGAAAACUCUGGCGAAAAAGUUGCGUUCGGGUAUGGUAUUAUUCACAAUGAACGCACAUAUGUGUACAUGCAGGAUGAUCCGUGCCCAUACCAAAUUGUACUCGUCGGACCGGUAAAUAAGCAAACAAAACAAUAUGAAUAUGUUAUUCUGUCGAAUUGGGCAAGAUUCCCUCUGAUUGGCCUUGUUCGCGAUCUUCGAGUCUUCUAUAACAAAUACAAGGAUCGGCUUGAAAACGAACUAUACAAAGAAGGAUUCAUGAACGAUAUGACCGGAAGUUCUACAAUUCACUAUGCCGACUGGUCGAAAUGCAGAAAGGCAUCACCAAUCAAUUACAUCACCAAUGUCCUAACCGAUCUCUUUGGGUAA